AUGACGAUCCUUAUCGUUGGAGCGGGUAUUUCGGGCCUCAUCCUCGCCCAACAUCUUCAGAGCAAACAAAUUCCCUUUGAGAUUUUCGACCGCGACUCUGCCCUUGAUGCCCGCAAUGGUGGCUGGGGGUUGACCCUGCAUUGGUCGCUCCCUGCGCUGCGCUCUCUACUGCCCGACGAACUGGUGCGACGAUUCCCUGAAACAUUCGUGAACAAAGAUGCAGCCGCGCGUGGUGAUGUUGGACGAUUCCAAUUUUUUGAUCUCAAGUCGGGCGAGGCGUUGUACAGCGUCGAUGCGGAGGAGCGCAUCAGGGUCAAUCGGGGACGGUUGCGAGAAUUGUUGACAACGGGGCUGGAUGUAAAGUGGAGUAAAAUGCUUGAAACGAUUGAAUCGACAACGGAUGGCGUGACUGCGCGAUUCGACGAUGGCACCGAAUACAAUGGCCAGCUUUUGAUCGCUUGCGAUGGCGCUCGGUCGCGUACGCGACAAAUUCUUUAUCCUGAUGCUGCAAUGAAUCCUCUACCGGUCCAGCUACUCGGUGCAUCCACACUGUACUCUGCGGAGGAGAUGAACGGCGUGCAAAAGAUCGACCCAUACAUUUUCCAGGGCUCUCAUCCUGAUACAGACGUCUUUCUUUUCUUCAGCUUCCUGGAUACACCGAGUAACUUCGAUGACAGCAGUCGGGAUCGAUAUCAUGUCCAGAUUAUCGUGUCUUGGGCUGACACCAAGGGGAUAAAUGUUCCGUCUCAAAACUCCGAUCGUAUCGCACUGAUGAAGAAGUUGUCGGAUAAUUGGUCCGAGCCAUUUAAAUCACUCGUGCAGAAACUGCCUGUCGAUACAGAGGCGCGAUCCAUUCGCAUUGAGGAUUGGAUGUUCCAACUCGGUCGGAAACAUGCGCACCCUCGUGUCGCACUGGUGGGGGACUCCGCGCACACUAUGACGAUGUUCCGGGGUGAAGGAGCCAAUAAUGCCAUUGUUGAUGUUCUGGACUUGGUGAAAAGGGUAGACCUUGAGAAACCGGAAUCCUUCAAUCUGCCAACUCUUUCGGCGUCUUUGGCAGCCUACGAAAAAGAUAUAUUUGCCCGCGUGGAGUCCAGCUUUCUCAACUCCCGUCAAGCGUGCUUGGAUGCGCAUGAGUUCUCUAGAAUCAAAGGUAGCCCACUUGUGAUGGCGCGGAAUCUCAAAAAGGAUUAA
Messenger RNA from Penicillium waksmanii, 1194 nucleotides. Its product is annotated as FAD-dependent oxidoreductase. Lineage: Eukaryota; Fungi; Ascomycota; Eurotiomycetes; Eurotiales; Aspergillaceae. The record is from RefSeq and is a predicted model, not a curated record. Gene Ontology annotation, molecular function: FAD binding. The transcript has 5 exons. Bases 1 to 1194 code for a protein of 397 amino acids.